Molecule: messenger RNA, 5459 nt
Organism: Leptomonas pyrrhocoris
Lineage: Eukaryota; Euglenozoa; Kinetoplastea; Trypanosomatida; Trypanosomatidae
Product: RNA pseudouridylate synthase-like protein
Exons: 1
Coding region: 1266-5459 (1397 amino acids)
Biological process (GO): pseudouridine synthesis
Molecular function (GO): pseudouridine synthase activity; RNA binding
Source: RefSeq, a predicted model, not a curated record
AGUCAUUUUUUGGUAUAUUUUAUUGUAACUGUUGUGGUAGUGGACGCUGAUUGUCCUCUCCGUAGCGCGAUACUCUCCACAGUGCAGGGCGAAAGCGGAUGAGACUGAAAGGGAGAGAGAGAGAAAGCGCGGCACUACAGCAGCAACUAUAACACCGGCAAACAACCAACCUUGAGCUCGUGCGUAGGCGGAGGGGGUGGGAGAAUGGAAAAAGAGCGGAGGGAAAAAUAAAGUCGUGUCUUCGCCACGAAAGCUACAAUCGGUAUAGCGCCCCAACACGCAUGCGUUGUGCUUCUAUAUCUUUUAAGUGCUUUCUAAUUAUUAUUUACUUGGACGUCUCGCAUUCAACCUCCGUCACGCUUCUCAUCGAGCUCACCGUUUUGAUUAUCUCCUUUUCUUUUGAUGUUGUUAUUCUACUUUUUUUUUGCUUCGAUAUUUUACUGAUACGUUGUUCUUGUUUCGUUUCCGUCUUGACUUCGAUCUACGGCAUUUUUUUCCUCUUCUUUGUUUUGUCUUUCUCUCUCUCUCUCUUGAGUUUGCUUCUUUUACUCGCGCGUGCAGUGAUUCUCAAAAGCGACGACAAGCAAAGGAAGAAAGGAAGAAGAACCUAAAAGCCAGAAACGCCGCGUGUCGUCCGUCAUUUGCAGAGUCAUUCUCGUGAAAUCGCUCGAAGCUCUCUAGCUGUGUGUGUGUGUGUGUGACGAUGUUACAAUGCAUAAUAAACUGCGAUCUGCACUACUGUGGGUCUUCCGUUUAUAUCUGCACAUGAUUGUUGUCGUUUUAUGCAUGGACUGCUGCCCAACCUCUAGCACCAAUGCGCGAGAAGGAGCUGAGUUUCCUGUCAUGGUUACGUCCGUCGCGCUCCACGUUGCGAAGAUGCUCGCGUGUACUUCCCCUUCGUUCUCCUCUUUCAUUCCCCUCGUUGUUGUUGUGAUUGUUGGUUGUUUCUGGACUUUCUUCUCGUGUGUCGGGACACGUUAUUAUCGUCAAUUUUUUUUUGUUUCUCCCUUGUUUGUUUGGUUGUCUUGGCGCAGUCAGAAACGGAGUGCGGCAGCAUCGCCGUGCCUUCACACUACCAGAGGGAAGCGACAUGCAUGCGAGACGACUCGACCCUCUUCAUUUCACAAGCGGCAUAGCUACUACCCCUUCCCCCUCCCCCCUCCCCCGUCUUGUGUGUAAGUGCGGUCGGUGCUGUUGUCGCUCGUGUCACUCUGCUGGUGUCGGCAUCCUCGAGGACGACGACGACGACGACGAGGUCCACCACCAUGACCAUCCUCUCCUCCUGCUGCCCUGUUGUGGGGCGCAGACGAGGUCACGCCUUCAUCGACUCUCUAAUAGGAAAAGCUCGAUGUGCAUCUACACAACAUCACGGCCCACCCCCGUCCCUGCCCCUGCGAUCGACACGCGCGAGGCACCACCGUCACGACCGUGCGAUUUCCGCAACGCCAAUGAAGCUGUAUGGGAAUCGUGGUUCCUUCUCCGCUGCAUCGCCCUCGCCCGAUCGCGAGCUCCGACGCCGCCGUUUACAGGACGCACUCCACCGCGUCACCGCUUUCCGACAGUGGUGUACGACUCAGCAGCAGCAAUGCACCUCCCCCGCGCGUCGAACUGUGUCAGCGAAGACCGUCUCAGCCGCUACGCUAGCGGAUGUAGCGGACACACAUCUCGACAGUGCACAAUCGCUGGCGUCCUCGUCGUUGUCGAACGCGGCCGACCCUUCCACGCCCCUUCCUGCCUCUUCGCACUUGAAAGCGCCGAUUCCCGCGAUGGAGCGGCGGCUGCUGACACACUACGCCGGCCUCUUGUACGAAGUGCUUCAGGCUGCUGUUCAGGUGGCCACCUCGGACUUCGCCUUUUUCUACGCGUCUGCCGUGGCCGCCGCCCUCUCGCCGGCGUCUCCGUCAAGCAACGGCGCGUUGACGAGCUUUUGUGGUAUUCCACGCUCCACCGUGUGGGAGAGUGCGGAGCCGCAGCCCGGCGCUCGAGGCAGCCGCGACAGCGAUGGGGUGGGGCAGGCGGAGCGGCGACUCGCUUACUGGGCCGGGCAGUGGCACGGCGAAGUCCUUCAGCGCCAUGGGCACCCCUCCGCGCACCGCUUGACGAAUCCGGCGGGAGAUGUCGAUGGUGCCUCCCUCAGAGAUGUGGAUAGCGACGGCGAGGACGACGGCGCAGGCGAUGGUGGCGACAAUGGUGGAGAGGGCGGUAGUCAAGAACCCUCCCUCGCACGGCUGCUUUUGCAUGGAGACUGGCCGCAAGCCUUGCGCCUUCUCACCUCCACCGCCGAAUCCGCCUCUCCCACCUCUCAGCAAGUCGAAGACCUCUUCUCUCCUGCGGCGUUGCGCCAUCGUCGGCGGGUGUGGCUGCGUCCCUCCCGCACCGCCGCGACUGUCUUUCCGCGGCUUCCCCGGCACCGCGCCACCGCACCAGUCACCGCGGUAGAGCUUCGUCUUCUUCAGUUUCCUCCCUGCGAAGGUCUACGCGUGCUGGCGCCGGCCGGUGCGCAGCCCGCAGCAACGAAGCACGGUCGGGAGUUUCUCCGUGCCGCCGCGGCGCACGAGGCGGCGCAGGGCAGGGCGCCAGGCGUGCCCCCGUCCUGUGUCGUUCGUCUGCGGCGACGCCUGUGGGUCCUUCAGCACCUCCCCCGCUCGCUGCCACCGUCGCUUCUCCGCUUUGAAGAGCCAACGCGUGUGGGUGGGGCUGCUGCAUCUGUUGCGGCUACGGGGAUGCGGGAAAGUGGACGACAGCGGCACUGCGCCAGCACGCCACGCCCCUAUCUGCUGCGGUGUGACGCGCUGGAGAAGCUGCCGUGGUACCCGCUCUGCGUGCUGGGCCGCGUCUUUGCCCUCACCACUGACGAUGAUGGAAAGAGCGUGGAUGGCCUGUCCAGGGCGGAGCGGAUAGCGGAGGUACUGCGCGGUGCACGAGGGCACCUCCGCGCGGCUCUUUUCCUCUUCCACGCCGCUGACUACGCGUCUGUACUGGACUACGUGCAUCUCUUGUUCGUGAGCCUUGGCAGCGCCAUGACGGCACACCAGGUCGCGGUGCUCACCCAGCGACGCCGUGGUGGUGGGAUUUGUACGGGCGCCGCUGCUGAUGCUGCCUCGCUCCUCGAGAGCGCGUUUGCGAACACGGCCAUCGCGCUCUUUCAGCCACCGGACCACGCAAGCUACGCAGCAGCAGAAGUAGGCGCGUUUGGUGUUCUGCGUGACGGCGGCGGCAACAACGGCAACGGCAGCGGCGCACAGAUCGCAUCUUCGGCACAGGUGGAUGUUGCAACAUGGUCCUCGCUGAUGGGUCGUGUAGAAGAGACAGAAAAGGCCGUCUCCACCGCCACAGCAGGAGCAGCAAAAGAAGCGUCCGCCGACCCCGAAGAGGUACUUCUCCCCUCUUCUUCCGGGAGCGGGCCCGACGACAUCACCGCCGUGCGUCGGGUCUCCGUGCCGACUUAUCAUCAUCUGUGCACUGCUGCUCAACGGUGGUCUAACUACCAUCGCUCUCUCUACUGCGAAACUCUCAGUCUUAUCUGCGAUGGGUCCGGGGUGGCGCUGCGCGAGAUGUGUCGCGUGCUGCGCGGUGUAACACGGAACGACGGCGAGUCGGUGGUGGUGCUCGCGCCGGAGAGCGCGGCGGCGGUCGCGACGGCGGUGCUGCUGCAACGUCUCGCCCACCCUUCCCGCAUCUCGCCCUCCCCGGUGCGAAGCGCGUCUUGCGGCGCCUCCUUCGGCGAUGAGUACCCGGACCUGCUCUUUUUCGCCAUCCCACACGACAAGGCUUUUGCCGUGGCCAGCUACUUCAAGGGUGUCUUUCACCCUUCUUUUUUCCAGCGCGUCCGCCCCGAGGCGCCGACCGCAGAGACAGCUUUAACGUCAACUGUUUCCUCUUGCUCCGCAUCUUCGGCUGCUGCAUCUUCCUCCGGCGCAUGGCCGUCGUCAACGCUGGUGCUGCCGCCGGUGGAGUGGGAGUGCAACGCACUGGCACGCCUUGUGGGGCGCUCGUUGCGGCGCGUCGACCGCUACCCCACCCGCACCACCGAGGCCUUCUUUGCGCGUUACAUCCGCGGAGACGCCUGUACGGUCGGCGCGGCGCCACCGCACGCGGACCAGCAUUCCGUCUCCGGUGAUGCGCGUCCUCCGUUGAGUGAACUACGAAGUCAGCACAGCGGCAACGGAGCCGUCUAUGCGCCGCCGCUUGCCGUGGACGUGUACACCAUUGAUCUGCGCGCGGCAGCAGCGCACUGGUGUGACACGGCGAACACCGUGAAGAACGACGUAGAGCUCUCCCACGCGACAAGAAGACGAAGAGAAGACGAAGGACCGCAGGUGGAGGGAAAAGACGCUGUGGUCCUCGUCGCAGCCCCGCCCCUGCUACCGCACGGCCUACAUGUCAUCUACAAGCCGGCCCACGUGAACUGCACCCUGCACGCCCACUACGACUCCCUGGUCUACCCCUUUCUCUCGCGUGACCUCCCCUGGCGAGGUGGGGAUCGGCAUUUGCGUGAGAAGGAGUCGAAGGCGGCAUCGGCGGACGUCAUCGGUGUUGUUCCGUCGACGCGGCAGCAAGGGCUGGUCAACCGCAUCGACGUCGGCACCAGCGGCGCGGUACUCGUUGCACGGGACAGCACAUCGCUGCAGUGUGCGACGGACGCGAUGCUGCGGCAGCACCUCACACGCAAGACCUACCGCGCCUUGGUGCAGCGAUGGCCGCCUCUGUCAGCACGCCUUCCCGCCUCGCGGUCCACUUUGAAAGCCUUUGGCAGCAGCGACGGCGGCACUCCUAUAACGACGCGAGGUGAGUCUCUCAACGACGCUUCUCUGUUCUCCACCGCACCUUUCCUAUCGUCGCUUCCGUCGGCGGUGGUGUGUGCGCCGGUGUACGCUGCAGGGGGGACGGCAUCCGCCAUUCAGCAUCAACAACAACAACAGCAAGAACCACAACAAGGGUAUGAGCUGCACGACGGGCGUCCCGGCGAGCCGCACAUCGCACAACGAAGCUCGACGCCCACCGCGUUUCUUGAUCAAGAUCCCCAUCAAAGGUACAGCCGUCUGCAUGCCGCCCUGCACGAUCGGCGCCCCGCCGUUACACGUUAUCGUGUGUUGGAGUGGUUUGAAUCGACGGGGGUGGCCUACGUGCAGGUCGACCUGGACAGCGGGCGGCGACACCAAAUACGUCAGCACUUUGCGCUGAUCGGCUUUCCACUGGUCGGCGACACCCGUUACCACCCGGGGGUGAUGGAGGGAAGGACAGGGACGUGCUUCGGUCUGCAACGUGCCGCACUGCACGCCUACUCGAUCGAGCUACUGCUGCUGCCGCCGCCACAAGCGAUGACCGCAGCAGCGGCGGAAGAGGAGCCGGGCCGCGUCGUGGUGCAGGUGCCGCUGCCGGUUGCCAUGCAAAAUGCACUGCGCACGUUGCGAGCGCUGGAGAAGGAAACGAGCAGGAGCAGACCUCCACCGACGUGA